CACCUCACCCCUGGAGCGUAGCUCCAGAGGGACGCCGCCGCCCACGUGGUCGAAUCCCAGCCCAGCGGGCCAAGCGGAUCCCUUCAGACUACUCGCCGUGGCUCCGGGAGAGUGUGACUGCCGCUGAGCCGGACCCACUACCGGCUGUCUAGUCUGGGGUCUCGUGUGGAGUCGGAGGUGACAUUCCCUACGGCCAGCGUGACAGCGUUGACCCUGUGCAGCAAAGAAAUGGUUAUGGAGAAGCCCAGCCCGCUGUUGGUGGGGCGGGAGUUCGUUCGGCAGUAUUAUACUUUGCUGAAUAAAGCACCAGAAUACUUACACAGGUUUUAUGGCAGGAAUUCUUCCUAUGUUCAUGGAGGAGUGGAUGCCAGUGGAAAGCCCCAGGAAGCUGUUUAUGGCCAAAAUGACAUACACCACAAAGUGUUAUCUCUGAACUUCAGUGAAUGCCACACAAAGAUCCGCCAUGUGGAUGCGCAUGCCACCUUGAGUGACGGAGUUGUUGUCCAAGUCAUGGGCUUGCUGUCUAAUAGUGGACAGCCAGAAAGGAAAUUCAUGCAGACCUUUGUUUUGGCUCCAGAAGGGUCUGUUCCAAAUAAAUUUUAUGUUCACAAUGAUAUGUUUCGUUAUGAAGAUGAAGUAUUUGGUGAUUCUGAACCAGAACUUGAUGAAGAAUCAGAAGAUGAAGUGGAAGAGGAGCAAGAAGAAAGACAACCAUCUCCUGAACCCGUGCAAGAAAAUGCUAAUAGUGGUUACUAUGAAGCUCACCCUGUGACUAACGGCAUAGAAGAGCCUUUGGAAGAAUCCUCUCACGAACCUGAGCCUGAGCCUGAAUCUGAAGCAAAGACCGAAGAGUUGAAACCACAAGUGGAGGAGAAGAACUUAGAAGAAUUGGAGGAGAAAUCUACUACUCCUCCCCCUGCAGAGCCUGUUUCUCUGCCCCAAGAACCACCAAAGGCUUUCUCCUGGGCUUCAGUGACCAGUAAAAACCUGCCUCCUAGUGGUACUGUUUCUUCCUCUGGAAUUCCACCCCAUGUUAAAGCACCAGUCUCACAGCCAAGAGUUGAAGCUAAGCCAGAAGUUCAGUCUCAGCCGUCACGUGUGCGUGAACAACGUCCUAGAGAACGACCUGGUUUCCCUCCUAGAGGACCAAGACCAGGCAGAGGAGAUAUGGAACAGAAUGACUCUGACAACCGUAGAAUAAUUCGCUACCCAGACAGUCAUCAACUUUUUGUUGGUAACUUGCCACAUGAUAUUGAUGAAAAUGAACUGAAAGAGUUCUUUAUGAGUUUUGGAAACGUUGUGGAACUUCGCAUCAAUACCAAGGGUGUUGGGGGAAAGCUUCCAAAUUUUGGUUUUGUGGUUUUUGAUGACUCUGAACCAGUUCAGAGAAUCUUAAUUGCAAAACCAAUUAUGUUCCGAGGAGAAGUGCGUUUAAAUGUAGAAGAGAAAAAAACAAGAGCUGCAAGAGAGCGAGAAACCAGAGGUGGUGGUGAUGAUCGUAGAGAUAUCAGGCGCAACGACAGGGGUCCUGGUGGCCCACGUGGCCUCGUGGGCGGUGGAAUGAUGCGUGACCGAGAUGGAAGAGGGCCUCCUCCAAGAGGUGGCAUGGCACAGAAACUGGGCUCUGGAAGAGGUGCUGGGCAGAUGGAAGGCCGCUUCACAGGACAGCGGCGCUGAGGCCACUGCAGGCCAAGUUUCUGCAGUGGUGCAUUCUUCAUCGUGUUUGCAUUCUUGUUAAUUUUUUUUGGCUUUGGAAUGUGAC
This is a messenger RNA of Fukomys damarensis (Damara mole-rat), 1762 nucleotides long. It is a transcript of the gene G3bp2, whose product is annotated as G3BP stress granule assembly factor 2. The transcript is spliced from 12 exons. NCBI's taxonomy places the organism in Eukaryota, Metazoa, Chordata, Mammalia, Rodentia, Bathyergidae. The record is from RefSeq and is a predicted model, not a curated record. Gene Ontology annotation, cellular component: ribonucleoprotein complex; cytosol. Gene Ontology annotation, molecular function: mRNA binding. The coding region runs from base 229 to 1677 and encodes 482 amino acids.